AUGGCCGCAAAGGCGCCCAAUGCCAUUCUUUUCGGCACCGGCGAAUACACCACGGGCUUAACACCCUCCGGUCAGGCGAAGUCGGACAAGUCGCUCGGCGUUGUUGCUUUGACCUUCUUCGACCUCCGUGCGAAAGGGAAAAUAGGGGAUCGUAUUGCCAUGGUUGGAACCAACGGGGACAAAGAGCCCAAGAUCAAGGAGCAUUUCAGUCGCAACUUGACCUUUCCGAACAUUGGCAGCAAAGAGUUUGAGUUCUUUCCCAAAGAAGGCAAGAAUCCGAAGGCGUUCCUUGAUGCCAUCAAGGCUUUCAAGCCGGGAGACGUUUGCACAGUGUUCACACCUGAUGACACGCACUUUGAAAUCUGCAAGGCCGCCCUGCAAGGCGGCGUCCACGUCUUGGUGACGAAGCCCAUGGUGAAGACGCUGGCGCAGCACAAGGAGCUUGUGCGCAUCGCGAAGGAGAAAGGAGUCCUCUUACAGAUCGAGGUCCACAAGCGUUUCGAUCCGAUCUACAACGACGCCAGACAGCGAAUUCAGAACUUGGGUGACUUCGG
Symbiodinium necroappetens is the source of this 554-nucleotide messenger RNA. Lineage: Eukaryota; Dinophyceae; Suessiales; Symbiodiniaceae. The record is from the annotation of a GenBank genome assembly.